This is a messenger RNA of Symbiodinium sp. CCMP2456, 3636 nucleotides long. The record is from the annotation of a GenBank genome assembly. NCBI's taxonomy places the organism in Eukaryota, Dinophyceae, Suessiales, Symbiodiniaceae.
AUGGCAGCAAUUAUCCUAAAGCCAGAAGACAAUCAAUGUCACUAUCGCAUGUGUAUGUGUGCUUUGGUUUCUUUGGGCUGUUUCCAUCUGAGGAAGUUCGAGCUGUUCUACAAGCCCGAUGGCACGGUGGAUUUGUGGGAUGAGGACACUUACGAUGCUUUCAUGGAUGCGCCUUGGCAUGCGUCCUUUCGGAAGCUUUUGGUGGAUGCCGAGAUUUAUGAUGCUGCGCUGAGAGAAAAGUUGAAGAACGUAAAGCAGGAGCUCCGGGACGCCGUGACAGAUGGUGCAUCGACUUUGGGCUUGGACGAAGGAGAGGACGCUCAAGCUCCCCGAGCUAAGCCCGUGGAGGGCGACGUGGGCGACACUCAAGUAGAGCAGGCAGAGACGACAUGGACGACGGGCUGGAGCNNUGAGCUUGAACAGCUCAUAGAGGAGGAGUUUGCUUUGGAGAAGCAAGUGGAAGAAAAACGGGCCCACGCGGGUGAGGCUGCUAACGCGGCUGUUAAGGCGGCCUUGGAGAAGCUGGAGCAGGAGAAGCAGCGUGGCAAGAGGCACGUGGAUGACGUAUCCACACAGCAGGGCGGUGAAACCGCUACGGAGCCUGAGACCUCCCCGAAGAAGCCUCGCUCAGACGGGGGCUCCGAGCUCGCGGAAAGCUCGGAGGACAGGGAGCUGCUUGCUCGACGUGCAGAGCUUCAGCGCUUGAAGGAGGAAAGCGAGCGGUUAGAGCGCCUUGUAGAAGAGAAGCGCGCAGAGCUUUUGCUACAGGACUACGAGCGGAAGCAACGUGAGGAGACAGAGCGGAAAGCUCGCUUGGAGGCUCGUGAGGAGGCAGACCGCUUGGCUCGCUUGGAGGCAGAGGCUCGCGAGGCUCGCCGUGCUCGUGAGGAAGCUUCCUUCCAGGCACGCGCUGCUGAGGAGAGAGUCCACUCGGCUGCGGAGUUGGAGCUGCUGCGCCGCAAGGACUUCGCGGUGAAGCUAGCGGAGGAGAAGCAAAAGGCUCGCGAGGAGACUUUGAAGUUGCUCGAGGACCGCAAGGCUCGGGUGCGGCAGCUGAAGCUUGAGCUGGAAAGCGAGGCGAGCACCGGCAGUACUGCAGCCCCGCCGUCGGAGAGACCUUCCGCUUUGAAGCGCUCCAGCGCUUUCCUGGAGCCAGACCGUCCCACUCAAAGCCCUGCUGCCCCGGUGACACCUGCUCAGGCUGUUGAGCCGGCUUCUGCGGCUGCCCCGCGUGCCCCUUCGGAGACUUCUUCCGGCUUUGCUGCUGGCAGUGCCAGUGGCGAGAAGCGCACCUGGGACCAGGCAACUGCAGAAGAAUGGGCGAAUCUGACGCAAAGUGUCCGUGCGGUGAGAAAAGAGCUCUUGAAAAAAUGGUGGGAGAACCCGAACGUCGCGGCCGUCACUACCGAAAUCGUGCUCGCCGAGCAGCACGUGGAGCCUGCUGCUCAGAAGACCACCCACCUGACGGAUUUCUUGACCGCCGAGGGGGUCGUAGCCUUCUACCACAACAAUGCUGACAAAGCCCGCGAUGCGAUUGCUGAGGCCCUCGUGGAGGGCCGGUGGAAACAAGAUCCGAAUCUCAAGAAGAAUCCGGAGGCAAAGCUUUUCCGGUUGGUGGUCCAGGACAGGCUGGAGGAAUCCCACCAGAAACUGGAGGAGCUCCGUGCUAAGGUUGUUCCGUUGGCGGCGGACAGGACCGGCCAGGCCUACCUUCCUUUGCAGUCCACGAGCUCCGCGACGCCUGCUGCAGCGACACCGACGCCAACAGAACACUCGACGCCAGCUCCCUCGACGCCAGCUCCAGUUCAGACUGAGGCUGCUCAGCAGGGCCAGACCCCUGGAGGCGAGGCGGCAGGGGCUGCGCCUAAGGGCAAGGCAAAGGCAAAGGCGGGUGCUAAGAAGAAGGCCGAGAAUCCCAAGGCAGUCUUCGACGUGCGCAAGGCUAAGGCGUCCAGCCUUAACCAAGCCUUCCCACUGGUCGACCGGACGGCUACCAAAGACUUGCUUGGCACCGUGAUGCUCCAGAAAGCCGGCCAGAUGGCCAAGAUCUCCCUGAUGCUCCACGGCCACGAUGCUUCCGCCAAGGCCAUGGCCGACUUGUGCGAGGACCUGAAGAAGAUCGAUGACUCCCACUCUGAGGAGGUUUGGGUGGAGGCGAUGAAGGACAUCACACGUGCCUACUUCAACUAUGUAUCCAAGGAGGAGCGCCGCAGUUCGUUUCGUGUGUUUCUGCAAGUGAGAGUUUGCCCAGGGCUGCUGCCGAUCUGUGAAGAAGCAGGAAAACGAGGGCGUGGCCUGAGCUAUGCUUUUAUAGCUCUGGAGGGCGUGCUACUGCUCCGAGUGAAGAUGGUUCAGAGAGGCGUCUUUGUCUGCAAAUUGCAUGGUUUCACGCUGAGGUGUUUUGCAGUGCAAGAUUUUUUCACGCUCACGUGUUUUGCAGUGCUCGGCAUGAGCCAUGUUCCUCUUCGCAGCCUCGAGUACCUCGACUGGGGAAGAACACAGCUGCCGUCAGAGCUGACCAAGCUGGACGAGGGUUAUUCUUCAUUGGAUCACAUGCUGUCGACACCGAUGGCCGAUGUCAUGCUGAAGUCAUUGAGGAAGAAAGGCGCUGACGUGAGGUUCAUGUGCAACGAGGUGUGCUCAGCUGCUGUUGCCGAAGGAUCGAUGAAUUAUCAGACAAGGCUUUUGGCUUCGAUCAAGGAUGAACGCGUUUUCCACAGCAAGCUCCGAGCUGAGCUGCCUCACGUGACAAAACUGAAGCUCCCGAUCAUUGUGAAGAAACGCAGUGUCAGCAGGGAUUUCAGCUUCGUUCUCCCCAGCGCCUGGUUCCGAUGGCUUGAGACGCGGCCGCUUGUGGAUCUGAUUCAGGAAUCACCUUCGUUGCGGGAGGUUCUCUCCGCCGCAGGACCUGAGGAUGUGUUUCUACGCAUCCAUGGCGACGAGGGGCCUUACUUCAAGAACAGGACGGUGAAGAUCGAUGGGCAAGAACGACGAGUCCAUUUCUUUGGGAUGAAGGGCGACCUUAAAUGGCUGGCCCACGUGUUCAAGUUUCCCCGCCAUUGGAAAGGCAACGGUGUUGCCCGAGGCAACAGGCUUGCAAGUACGAGCGACCCGAACGAUGGCAGAACGUUUCUGAGAUAUGGGUCGACCCACUACCUCAACGAUUUUGACGACUCAGGCUGGCAUGGUUCGGAGGAAAGCUUGCAGGACCUCAUGAACCAAGCAUCGUGGGCAGGGCACACAAAAGAUAUUAAUAGUGGCUUAGAUGUGUCAUUGCUUUCUGCGCGAACCGGACGGUGUUUUGCAAUCGAGGAGUUCAUGGCGACCAUGGGAAACUUGGAUUUCCCGUCGCCGAUCAUCCGCUUGCCAGGGUUCAGCAACCGCCUGAUAUGGGACGAUUCUUUGCACGUGGCAUACAGGGGCUUUGCUGCGGACCUCUGCGGCAGCAUGGUUGUCGACAUGUUCGGAAAGCAGGGCAACCAGCUCUUGCGAGCCACAGAAAUGUUGCACAGCUGGGCAAGAGCCAAUGGCCAUUCGCUUUCGAUGGACGAAUUCUCAUUCAGUGAGGAUUAUCCAAGUUUGAAUGCCAAAGGCUGGGACAUCAAACUCGUGUGCAUGUGGUUGGCAUUCUGGUAG